AUGGGAGAUGAAGGCAAUGAAAGCCUUGACUUCCUAUCGGUCUUCCUGACUGGCAUCCAGGGGCUAGAGGCCCAACAUAACUGGCUCUCUGUCCCCUUCUUCAUCAUGUACGUUGUGGCCAUCAUGGGCAACAGCUUAAUCAUGGCAGCAGUGUGGGGGGACUCUGCCCUACAUGAGCCCAUGUACCUGCUCCUCUCCAUGUUGGCUGUCAGUGAAGUGGGCGUCUCUGUGUCCACACUGCCCACUGUUAUGGGCAUUCUUUGGUUUGAUGCUCGCAGGGUAGACUUUGAUGGCUGCCUGGCUCAGAUGUUUUUCAUUCACACGUUCUCCGGCAUGGAGUCAGGGGUCCUUUUGGCCAUGAGUUAUGACCGCUUUGUAGCCAUCUACAAUCCACUGUGUUAUACAGCCGUCCUGACCCUGCCCCGCAUCAUCUCCAUGGGUCUAGGCAUUACACUGAAGAGUGUGGCACUCAUGGCUCCGCUUCCCGUCCUAUUGAGGCAACUUCCCUAUUGUCACAUUAACAUUCUCUCCCACUCCUAUUGUCUCCAUUCAGACUUGAUCCAGCUGCCUUGUGCUGAUACUAAGCUCAACAGUAUCCUGGGUUUGGCCAUUGUCCUCGCCACUUUCGGUUUGGAUUCAUUACUCAUUGUGGUGUCCUAUGUGCUGAUUCUCUACACAGUGCUGGGCAUUGCUUCUGGGGAGGGACGGAGGAAGGCACUCAACACAUGUGUGUCACACAUCUGCGCAGUGCUUGUGUACUACGUGCCUAUGAUCGGGGUGUCUGUGAUGCAUCGUGCUGCCAAGCGCGCUUCUCCUUUGGUCCACACAAUCAUGUCUAGCAUCUACCUCUUUGUGCCUCCAGUGCUCAACCCCAUCAUCUACAGCGUUAAGACGAGGCCAGUCCGACAGGGCAUUGUCACCUUGUUCUGCUGCAAGAAGGAAUUGAUCUGA
Fukomys damarensis (Damara mole-rat) is the source of this 951-nucleotide messenger RNA. RefSeq names its product olfactory receptor 51L1. NCBI's taxonomy places the organism in Eukaryota, Metazoa, Chordata, Mammalia, Rodentia, Bathyergidae. Gene Ontology annotation, cellular component: membrane. Gene Ontology annotation, biological process: G protein-coupled receptor signaling pathway. The record is from RefSeq and is a predicted model, not a curated record. Bases 1 to 951 code for a protein of 316 amino acids. The transcript has a single exon. Gene Ontology annotation, molecular function: G protein-coupled receptor activity; olfactory receptor activity.